AUUAAGAUAUUUCAUUUCGUUUUCACAACACUGUUUCAGAACGUCAAAAUUAGAUUAUAGUCACUGGUUGAUGUGAGCAGAAGUGAUAAUAAAUAAAUAAAAUAAAAUAAAAGCUACGUUAAUUUGAUUAAUAUUUAAUAAUUUAGUUUAAUAUUGAAGUAGACAUUUUUCCGGCGCGAAAUAUAAUUCAUAAUAUUUUUUUAGUUUAUUGUGGUUACUUUAGUGUGCGCAGAAAUAUCAAGAUCAGCCAUGCCUUCAAGUGCAGUCGAAUCCGUUACAGACAAGCAAGUGCGCGAUGAUGUCAUAAAAUAUGAUAUAAAUAUUUUACCAGAUAUGUUGCCCUUAUAUUACAAACGCCUGUUUCCACAUAAACCAUUCUACAGAUGGCUAUCAUAUGGACUGUCCGAAGAAGAUGUCUUUAGAAAUCGAGAAUUCUCUUUUACUUUACCUGAUGAUGUCUAUAGGCGUUAUAUAAGCUAUGAGACCCAAAGUGACAUGGAGAAACAUAUUUGCAAGAAAUGUCCCCACAAAAUUGACAUUGGUGCUGUAAUGAAUAGAAGGCCAAGAAAUCGUCGUACUAUGUUUAUGGCAAUGGAUCCUGUGCAACGAGAAUUAGUUUUCGAUAUUGAUAUGACAGACUAUGAUGAUGUGCGUACAUGUUGCAAUGAAGCAAAUGUGUGCCAGAAAUGCUGGAAAUUCAUGACUGUCGCUGUUCGUAUACUGGAUGCUGCAUUACGUGACGAUUUUGGUUUCGAACACAUAUUUUGGGUGUUUUCUGGGCGUCGCGGAAUUCAUGCUUGGGUAUGUGAUUCUGCUGCUCGACAUUUGGAUGCUCGUAGUCGUUCGGCAGUGGCAGAAUAUUUGCAGUUGAUAACUCACUCGAGUACGAAUGAUGGUACUAUAUCGCGUGUACAUAUAGGUGAUCGGAUGCAUCAUAGUGUUAAACGUGCCUUUAAGAUUGUAGAAGCUCUAUUUGAAGAAAUUAUAAUUGAAGAUCAAAAUUUGUUUAGCACUCCUAAGGGUAUAGCAACACUGCUGCACAUUAUUCCUGAUGAGAAGGCUAGAAAAGACACUGAAGACUACUUGCGAAAAACACACGAUGACGGAGCGCAUUCACGUGCGGUGUGGUCGUCUUUUGUGCGAUACGCAAAUUCAAUGCGCAUUAGUACGGCAAACAUAUGGGGCCGUAAAUUAAAACAUAUAGUUGAGGAAGUUCAAUUAGCAAUGUUAUACCCCCGUUUGGAUAUUAAUGUCACCAAAGGCAUGAAUCACUUGCUUAAAGCACCUUUUUGCAUACAUCCAUCCACGGGCAAAGUUUGUGUUCCAUUUAGUGCAAGCGCUGUUGCUAAAUUUAAUCCUUGCACUGUGCCGACUAUUGCACAGUUGCUACAGGAAAUUAGUGCUUUUGAUGAUAAAUCCAAAAGUAACGAAGAAACCGAGGACAAAAGCCGCAUCAAAGACUACAAAAAAACUAGCAUGUUUAAAGGGGUUGUGGUUUUUGAAGAGUUUCUGCGAAAACUUGAAAGUAGUUUUAAAUCAAAAGCAAUUGAGAUUAGCGAUCAGAAAAUGGAAUUUUAAAAAUUUUAAAAAUUAACAAUAGAAAUAAUAAGUAGAAACGUGGGGUGAUCGAUCGAUGUCAUAGUUCAGUCAAUUUAGAAAUCUGCUGAAGGAACAGUUACUUAUAACUAAAACGUAAUAGAUGACAUUUCCCACGCCUACAAUAGGAAAAAUUAAGUUUAUUCUAGAAAUAAUUAUU
Teleopsis dalmanni is the source of this 1756-nucleotide messenger RNA. It is a transcript of the gene DNApol-alpha50, whose product is annotated as DNA primase small subunit. Gene Ontology annotation, biological process: DNA replication, synthesis of primer. Bases 250 to 1578 code for a protein of 442 amino acids. The record is from RefSeq and is a predicted model, not a curated record. The transcript has 4 exons. NCBI's taxonomy places the organism in Eukaryota, Metazoa, Arthropoda, Insecta, Diptera, Diopsidae. Gene Ontology annotation, cellular component: alpha DNA polymerase:primase complex.